Molecule: messenger RNA, 2206 nt
Organism: Colletotrichum acutatum
Lineage: Eukaryota; Fungi; Ascomycota; Sordariomycetes; Glomerellales; Glomerellaceae
Product: general substrate transporter
Exons: 9
Coding region: 455-1981 (508 amino acids)
Biological process (GO): transmembrane transport; carbohydrate transport
Cellular component (GO): membrane
Molecular function (GO): carbohydrate:proton symporter activity
Source: RefSeq, a predicted model, not a curated record
UGGGGUUGGUCCUCUGAACCAUACUCGGAUGUUCGUUGACUAUACCCAUGCUCCCUACGCCAAAUGGAAAUACAGUCCUUGAGCUAAUCAUGAACAUAAUUCGGGAAACUCGCCAAGUACGCAAACAGGACAAAAAUUGUCUCUUUGAACGGCAAGACUAAGCUAGCGGGUGGUGCAUGAAGGUGUCUUACAUAAUCACAAGAUGCUCCAACCUGUCUCGGCCAAGCGACCCCGCGCCUCACCUUGGAAUUGCAUAUUGUCUCAAGUAGCCGUCCAGUUACAUCUCCCCGCUUCCAAUUGUGUUGGAACUACAUUGAAGGUUACCAGUUAAGGCCUUCCUCAAUACUGACAAGCCAUCGACAACAACUCCUUGCCGCAAGGCGCACCUCCGGCCUGCUGUGCCCACCCGCCGCUUACCCCUCUAGCCGCGUCUCCAAAGUUGACGCCCAUCGAUAUGGCCUGGCUUCGUGCUUCGUUACCAGCUGGCGAGUCGCGUCUCUAUUUUCUCUGCAUCUUUUUCGGCAUUGGCGCAUCUGUCUGGGGAUACAACAUUGGCAUACUGUCUUCAGUGAUAGUCAGUUCAGGCUGGCGCGAAGCUCUACAUCAGCCAACCCGCGCUUUGAUCGGAACUGUAGUCAGCAUCUACUACACUGGAACCUUCAUCAGUUAUCUCUGCAUUUCUCAUCCGAUCACUGACUGGCUUGGUCGUCGGUAUGCCGCCUUGUCGGGAACAGCUUUCGUUUGCCUCGGCGCCAUACUGCAAGCCACAAGUGGUGGCAGUACAGCUCGCGGCACUAUGCUUGCUGGAAGACUCAUCAGUGGCGUUGGAGUUGCCGUCGUGUCUACAUCAGUGCCUUUAUACCAAGCUGAGAUAUCGCCGGCACACAAGCGCGGCCAUUUUGUAACGUUGAACCACGUCGGCUUCAUCGCUGGCAUAGCGCUGGGCUUCUGGGUUGGAUAUUUCAUGAGAUUCUGGUCCUCUGACGCAGGCCUUUUCUAUGGCUGGAGAUUGACUAUCCUCUUGGAAAUAAUCCCCGCAAUGGUCUUUGGGCUCGGGUUGCCCUGGGUCCCCGAAACUCCCCGUUGGCUCGUCGAACAUGGAAGGAAAGACCAGGCACGUUCGACACUUCGCUGGCUCCGCGAGGGAAGCUUCGACGACGAUGAAAUUGAGCAUGAAUUCUCAGCCAUCAUCAAGAGCGUCGACGAGUACCAUCAAUCCGGCAGCAACUGGCUUUCUUUGUUCCGACAGAAGCCAUUGUUUAAUCGUCUCUGGCGAGCUACCCUGCUACAAUUCAUGGCUUCAAGUUGUGGUGCUACUGCCAUUAAAUACUUCCUCCCAUGGUUAUUGGAGCAACAUGGCAUAUUCUCCCAUACUGCGUUGCUCAUCAGCGCUACCGAAUCAACAAUUAAGAUAGGUUUCACGGUUCUCGAGAUGUUUAUCAUUGAUCGGUUCGGACGGAGGAAAUGCCUCGUUGCUGGUUGUAUCAUCAUGGCUUUCUCACUGCUGAUCAAUGGAGCCGUGCCUCUCCUAGAUCCUCAGCGUAAAAUUCCAGCUACCGAUAUAAUCUGCGUGGCAUUCAUCUUUGUAUACGUCAUUGGCUUCUCCUUGGGAUUUGGGCCAACUGCAUGGGUCUACAAUACAGAAAUCUUUCCCACCUCGGUACGAGCCCGAGGCUUAAAUUUUGCCUCCGCUGGUGCCUCUGUUGGUUCUUCUAUUGUCACCAUGGUGUGGUCUGCGGGCAUCGGAUAUAUGGGCAGUAACAUAUACUUCAUAUUCAUGGUCGUGAACAUUAUCUGCAUUCCGGCCAUAUAUGCCUUCUUUCCCGAAACGAAGGGUCGGGAGUUGGAGGAUAUGGACGCGCUCUUCGGCGCCAUUGAAGCACGACGGAGUGAUGUCGAUAACCUCUCUGAGCAUCUCUUGCAGGAUGACGCUCCUUCCCGGGACUCCGUAGAAUCGGCAACCGGUACAAACAGAGAGUAGGAUCAUGAUCAAACUCUCGUGCAAUGAUUUUGUCCUGGGAUAAUGGGAGACUACCCAUCAUCUCCCUUGUCAUUCGAGCGUCACAUCAAGAAAAGUCAAGACCGGGACAUGACUUCAAUUUUCAUGCUCACUUAAUAUAAAGCGAAAUGAAAUAAAACGUGGAAUUCAAACUCGGCCACACCAGUUUGAACCCUACGUGGCACUGUCGCAAUAUCAUCUCUUAUU